AUGUCAUCAGAAUCCUUGCCUGUUAUUAAGCUGGUACCAUCUCCCUUAGGUACUCCGGAGUUCGAGGCCACACGCCGAACGCUCAUCGAGGAGUUUUCAGCCAAGGUGCCGCAAGAAUACCACAUUUCAUCAAUUAUUGACCCGCCGCCUCAGAAUGUCAUCCAUGUCCCGCGAGAAUCAGGCAUCCUAUCUGAAGAUGAAAUCGACAUCACGGAAAAGUUCGACGCCUUCGGUUUAGCUGCCGCUAUUGCAGAGAAGAGAUUCACUGCUGUUGCGGUUGCUACAGCAUUCGCUAAGAGAGCCAUCAUUGCCCACCAACUCACAUGUUGUCUGACGGAAUGGUUCAUGGACGAAGCCAUUGACCAGGCCAAGGUCCUUGACGAACAUUUUGCGAAGACAGGGCAGACGGUCGGCCCCUUGCACGGCGUACCGAUCAGCGUCAAGGAGAUGAUCCCUAUAGCUGGCCAUUAUUCGUCUUUGGGCUUUCUGGUCACUCGCCACAGAGAUGACACAGACAGCCAAAUGAUAGCUAUUUUGCGCAAAGCUGGUGCAGUAUUCUACUGCAAGACGGCUCAGCCUCAAGGUGUCAUGCACUUGGAGACCGUCUCCCUCUAUGGCCGUGUACUCAACCCGUUCAACCUCAACCUAACAGCUGGCGGGUCAACCGGAGGUGCAGCUGCGCUCCUGGCCCUGCGUGGCUCUGUUCUCAGCAUCGGCACAGACAUUGGCGGUAGUAUCAGGGCACCGGCAAGCUUUUGCGGCCUCUACGGCUUCAAACCUACAUCGUAUACACUCCCGAUGAAGAAUUUUGCCGGACCUGGCGGGUUUUCCGCCGAGCUCAACAUUCUCGGAUCGACUGGACCUCUUGGUGUUUCUUUGAGAGACAUGGACUUUUUUGUGUCCGUUUUGAAGGCAGCUGAACCGCAUCUGGAGGACCCGCGCCUUAUUCCGAUCCCUUGGAGAGGUCUGAACAUACAACGAACGAAAGCACCACUAAAAGUCGGCUUCAUGAUGAACGAUGGGGUCAUUGUACCUCAGCCGCCGGUGACUAGGGCUCUCAACUGGGCCCGCGAUAGAUUGAGCAACUUCUCAACCUUUGAAGUCAAAAAUGUUGCGCCGUACCGCGCCGAAGAGGCGCUUCGUAACAUUCAAUUGGCAUUCUUCCCCGACGGAGGCAAACAAGCCAAGGAAGCUUUGGCAACGACUGGGGAACCCAUGCUCCCACUCACCAAAUCCAUCAUCAAAGACGCCGAAACAAUUGGGCAAGAUCUGGAUGCAGCGGGCGUUCUGCGCCAACGAGUCGCUCGAGACAACUUCAGAUGCGAUUUCGCAGCUCACUGGAACAAGCUAGACGUUGACGUAGUCAUUUGUCCUGCUUAUGUUGGUCCUGCAUGCGUGCAUGAGACCGGCUUUUUCUGGAAUUACACUGCUUUGUGGAACUAUGUCGACUACCCAGGCAUCGUCGUCCCCACACCGAUCAAGGCUCUGAGAAGAGGGACUGAGAGCUACGCUACUGCUGAUGCGGUGCCACUGAGUGAUCGAGACAAGCUGGUCAGGAAGUUGUGGGCCGAAGGCGAUUUCGAGGGUGCCCCAAUAGGCAUCCAGAUAGUGGCGCGAAAGUACCAUGACAAUGACCUCUUCGCGGCCUUACGAGCGAUGGAAGUUCCUUUAGGACUUCAGUGA
Colletotrichum spaethianum is the source of this 1683-nucleotide messenger RNA. RefSeq names its product putative amidase. Bases 1 to 1683 code for a protein of 560 amino acids. Lineage: Eukaryota; Fungi; Ascomycota; Sordariomycetes; Glomerellales; Glomerellaceae. The transcript has a single exon. The record is from RefSeq and is a predicted model, not a curated record.